AUGGCGAACUUCACACCCGUCAACGGCAGCUCAGGCAACCAGUCUGUGCGCCUGGUCACGGCAACCCACAACCGCUACGAGACCGUGGAGAUGGUCUUCAUCGCCACGGUGACAGGCUCGCUGAGCCUGGUGACCGUGGUGGGCAACAUCCUGGUGAUGCUGUCCAUCAAGGUCAACCGGCAGCUGCAGACGGUCAACAACUACUUCCUCUUCAGCCUGGCGUGCGCCGACCUCAUCAUAGGCGCGUUCUCCAUGAACCUCUACACCGUGUACAUCAUCAAGGGCUACUGGCCUCUGGGCGCCGUGGUCUGUGACCUGUGGCUGGCCCUGGACUACGUGGUGAGCAACGCCUCGGUCAUGAACCUUCUCAUCAUCAGCUUUGACCGGUACUUCUGCGUCACCAAGCCCCUCACCUACCCGGCCCGGCGCACCACCAAGAUGGCCGGCCUCAUGAUUGCUGCCGCCUGGGUCCUGUCCUUUGUGCUCUGGGCGCCUGCCAUCCUGUUCUGGCAGUUUGUGGUGGGCGAGCGGACAGUGCCCGACAACGAGUGCUUCAUCCAGUUCCUGUCCAACCCGGCGGUGACCUUCGGCACCGCCAUCGCUGCCUUCUACCUGCCGGUGGUCAUCAUGACGGUGCUGUACAUCCACAUCUCCCUGGCCAGCCGCAGCCGGGUGCACAAGCACCGGCCCGAGGGCCCGAAGGAGAAGAAGGCCAAGCCGCUGGCCUUCCUCAAGAGCCCCCUGAUGAAGCAGAGCGCCAAGAAAGCCCCGCCGGGAGCCGCCCGAGAGGAGCUGCGCAACGGGAAGCUGGAGGAGGCGCCUCCGCCCGUCCUGCCGCCCCCGCCACGCCCGCUGGCCGACAAGGACACGUCCGAGUCCAGCUCAGGCAGUGCCACCCACAAUGCCAAGGAACGACCGCCCACGGAGCUGUCCACCACAGAGGUCACCACCCCGGCCACGCCCACCCCUCGCCUGCAGCCCCGGGCCCUCAACCCAGCCUCGAAAUGGUCCAAGAUCCAGAUCGUCACGAAGCAGACAGGCAAUGAGUGCGUGACAGCCAUCGAGAUUGUGCCUGCCACGCCAGCUGGCAUGCGUCCAGCGACCAACGUGGCCCGCAAGUUUGCCAGCAUCGCCCGCAACCAGGUGCGCAAGAAGCGGCAGAUGGCGGCCCGGGAGCGCAAGGUGACACGGACCAUCUUUGCCAUUCUGUUGGCCUUCAUCCUCACCUGGACGCCCUACAACGUUAUGGUCCUGGUGAACACCUUCUGCGACAGGUGCGUCCCCGAGACGGCGUGGUCCAUCGGCUACUGGCUCUGCUAUGUCAAUAGCACCAUCAACCCCGCCUGCUAUGCCCUCUGCAAUGCCACCUUUAAAAAGACCUUCAGGCACCUGCUGCUAUGCCAGUAUCGGAACAUCGGCACUGCCAGGUAGACAGGCAGGGGCGUCCUAGGA
Messenger RNA from Eptesicus fuscus (big brown bat), 1452 nucleotides. It is a transcript of the gene CHRM4, whose product is annotated as cholinergic receptor muscarinic 4. Gene Ontology annotation, cellular component: plasma membrane; synapse; dendrite. The transcript has a single exon. Gene Ontology annotation, biological process: G protein-coupled receptor signaling pathway, coupled to cyclic nucleotide second messenger; regulation of locomotion; chemical synaptic transmission. Bases 1 to 1431 code for a protein of 476 amino acids. The record is from RefSeq and is a predicted model, not a curated record. Lineage: Eukaryota; Metazoa; Chordata; Mammalia; Chiroptera; Vespertilionidae. Gene Ontology annotation, molecular function: G protein-coupled acetylcholine receptor activity; G protein-coupled serotonin receptor activity.